CGAAGUUAUAGAGGCAGUCGGGCAGCGAGACUGCGGGAGAGACAGUCCGCUCAGCGAUCUCACACUGCAAGCAGCGAGCUCCGUGCUAAGGAUACUGACUAAGCCUGCUGCCCUCACAUCUGCUAUGGUCUGGCUUUGGCAACAGUUCCGUAGGUCAAGAUAACUUUUGGGGAACGGAUUAUACGUUGUUUUUUUUUUUUUAAGGAAAACAUUUUAUCAGUCUUAAUUUUUUUGUGGUGGGAUUUUCUUGGUGUGAGCAAGGAUGAGGACAGCAGAGGACUCGUCUGGAACAGUUCUGCAUCGCCUGAUUCAGGAGCAGCUCAGAUAUGGCAAUCUCAGCGAGAACCGCACAUUAUUAGCCAUCCAGCAACAGGCUUUGCGAGGUGGAGGUGGCAAUGGUAGUCCCAGGUCAUCUAUUGAGAGCCUUGAACAAGAGGAAAUGCAAAUGGCUCCUUCAGCAAGGCAAGAACCACAAGGUCAGGAACAUCACACUGACCAUUUCUACUUGGAAAACCCCAUGUACAAAGCGCAUGAACUUCAACAUAAGGGCGAGGAGCUUCCAACUUAUGAAGAAGCCAAGGCUGCUCUUUCUCAGUACUAUGCAGCUCAGAACAGCCAGCAGUUGGAGCAUGGUGCUCACCGACAGGACCAGUCACUCAAGGAGCUUAAGCAUGGUCACGUUAGGUCUUUGAGUGAGCGUCUGCUGCAGAUGUCUCUGGAACGUAAUGGUGCCAAGCCGCAAAACCUCAUGAGCUCCUCUCAUAGCUUCCCUCAGCUCUCGAGGCACUACCAGCUAUCAGUAGCGCAUGGCCAAUAUGAUGGCGUUAACUAUAGAUCAGCUCCUCCUGAGUACCCAAACUACAGCCAUCCUGAACAGAAUGUUAAUGGGUACGUUCCAGAACAAAGGCACUAUUCUGAGAAUCUUCCUCUGUACCACCAGUCCGACAUCCGGCCAAUGCAGGAUCAGAACCUCAACUAUGGUCCCAUGACAUCGUAUAAUAGAGCUGAAACACAUAUGGCUCAGAUGGAUGCUCUUCUGCGAGAAAACGAAAAGUUACGAAGGGAGCUUGAGAGUUACAGCGAGAAAGCUGUCAAAAUCCAGAAGUUGGAAACAGAAAUCCAACGCAUCUCUGAAGCCUAUGAAAGUCUCAUGAAGGCAUCGUGCAAGCGCGAGUCCCUUGAGAGCGCCAUGAGGACCAAAAUGGAAGGAGAGAUGAGAAGAAUGCAGGACUUCAACCGGGAUCUAAGAGAGCGGUUAGAGUCGGCUAACAAACAGUUGGCGCUUAAGAGUUUAGAGCAAAGAGAAGACAGCCAAGGAGCCGUAUCUAAGCUGAUCGCUCAAUGUCGUGAACAACAACAGCAGAGGGAGAAACUAGAAAGAGAGGUCAGCCUUCUGCGCAGUGCCAAUGAGGACCAGCGUCGAAGAGCAGAGCUGCUCGAACAAGCUCUGAGCAACGCACAGGCAAGAGCAGCGCGCAACGAAGAUGAGCUAAGGAAGAAACGGGCAUAUGUGGAAAAGGUGGAGAGGUUACAACAAGCUUUAAGUCAACUCCAGGCUGCCUGUGAGAAGAGGGAGCAACUUGAGCUCCGUCUACGAACACGACUGGAGCAGGAACUGAAGAUAUUAAGGUCUCAGCAGAGGCAACCAAUGGCACAGAGUGGAAACCUUUCCCCAGAACUCUCUGUCUCCGUACUCUCUGAACAGCUGCGGGAGAAGGAAGAGCGGAUACUGGCUCUUGAGGCCGACAUGACCAAGUGGGAACAGAAGUAUCUUGAGGAACGCACUAUGCGCCAGUUCGCAAUGGAUGCAGCCGCUACUGCUGCUGCCCAACGUGACACAACGAUCAUCAACCACUCACCUCGUCACUCACCAAACAAUAGUUUCAAUGAGGACUUACUGAUGGUCAGCCACAGGCACCAAGAGAUGGAAAAUAGAAUCAAAGCUCUCCAUGCUCAAAUAUUGGAGAAAGAUGCAGUGAUCAAGGUUCUACAGCAAAGGAAACCUCACCAAGGCCCUCUCCGACCUGCCAAAUCUGUUCCUUCUAUUUUCACGCUUUCCACGAUAAGCCAAAAUCCAGCCUCAACUGAACAAGCAACCAACACCACCACCACCGCUGGUACAACUACCUUUAAAUCAAAUGAACAGUUAUCCUGCGUGGCCCUUGUGCCUGUUCACUCCAAACACGGGAGUAAAGAUGGGUGCACCCAAACAGAGUGCGGAGCACAGCAAACAACGUUACCCGAAAACCUUGGUGAAAGAAACACAGCACCUUCAAUCGAAACAUCAAGCAUAAAUUCCAACAUUUCGGAAAUGGUAGAGAUUCUUAUCUAAGUUUCCACUCACUGGAUUAUUGUCCAAAGCAGAAGGUUUUGAUUUUUUUUUUUUGCUCAACUGGCGAAUUUGACAUAGCUGUGGUUGAAAUAAUGGCUACAAGCAAAGAAUCCAGUCCUUAUGCAGCAAUGUGUUUUUGAGCUGGAGAUAGACAUUCGGAGCUGCGAUUUGCGGCAUCGAGGGGCUGAAAUAGUAUUGUCCACCGGCCUGGACUUUGACUGAGAAGCUCUUGUUUAAGACCAUCAAGCACAUGGGACAGCUGAUACCCAAAUUCAGCUCGCCUUUUAUUCAGGUCUACCCAUAACCGAUAUGGAAGCAGGAAGUACUUUAAUAUUUGAUUUGGAACGUCAGACGCCCCUUCCUUUUGCUGCUAAAUAAAAACUGCAAAGAAAAACGUGUGGAAGAGGUUAAAAGUUACCAGAUGCAUGUCCCAAGUAUUUUUCUUGUAAAUAUUUCUGUGUUCAUUUUUAUAAUUCUGUGUCUCCGUAUUUAUGUAGCUGAGAUAUAUCCAGACUUUCCUGUCGAUAAUGGUUAAGUCUCACAAGGGCAUUUGUACAUUACAGGCCCUUUGGCUGCCUCGUGUAUUAAGCUCUUAGAGUUUUUCAUGUCUUAGUGAAAGUUCGGUAUUUCCUGAGAGCCAUAUCAGUAGAAAAAGGAAAAAAAAAAAAAAAAAAAAAAGAACCGAAUAUUCGAUUGCAACUCCCACCCAAACAUUGUUAUUUUGUAUUUAUUUUAUAUUCUCUCCUUUUUGCUCUUCACGCUCUUAUUUAGCUGCUGUUGCAGGUCAACGGCGGUUACAUCUUCAAAUGGAUACUUGUACGUUGUUUACAAAAUUUAAAUCAACUAAAUAUUGCAUUACGUUAAUACAAAAAACUUUUUUUUUUUAAAAAAAAAACAAGAAAAAACGUUCCUUGUUUCCCUAAUCCUAAUCAUGACAGAGGGGUUUGUGGUGUCUUCCCUCUGACAAAUGAAAGGGUUACAAAUAUAAUAUAUAUUUUUGGUAUUUUUAUUUCUACAUCUCUGCGCUGUGAAAGUCUGAGUUGUAUUCCAAAGAUGUAUGAAUCUGAUUUUUUUUUUUUUUUGUGAGUGAAUUUAAGUUAUCGAAAGUAUUUAAAAAAUGUAAGCGUGGCUGUUUUUAUUAAUAUUAUUCUGCUAUAUUAUAUGCUGCCUGGAUGCCACCUGGUCCUGCUGUUGCAGUCCAGACUGUUGUUAUUUUAAAUACAAAAAUAAAUUUGAGAUAAAAAUA
This is a messenger RNA of Spea bombifrons (plains spadefoot toad), 3578 nucleotides long. It is a transcript of the gene AMOTL2, whose product is annotated as angiomotin like 2. Bases 263 to 2332 code for a protein of 689 amino acids. The record is from RefSeq and is a predicted model, not a curated record. Gene Ontology annotation, biological process: angiogenesis; regulation of cell migration; actin cytoskeleton organization. The transcript is spliced from 10 exons. Gene Ontology annotation, cellular component: cytoplasmic vesicle; bicellular tight junction; plasma membrane. Lineage: Eukaryota; Metazoa; Chordata; Amphibia; Anura; Pelobatidae.